UCACAGAGGGAGACCGGGUGGAGAUGGAAAUGUUAAAUGAAAGACCAUAUAGACGACGUCGAUGCUGGACAAGAGGAUGCCAGUUGACAGCAGUCACGACCCUGUGCUUCAUGUUCAUUUGGUCCGUGUUCCUGGCAAUUACCCUUGUGAUUAUAAAUAAUAUCUGCACAGGCAACCCCUGCGACCCGCACUGCCCCAGCAUCUACCGACGACAACCAAACAUAACAUGCUCAGGACAAGCCACCCUAGUGCCAGAAGCAAGAGUGGGGAAAAUCACCAGAAGAAAGCGAAGCACUUUCUGUAUAAGAUGUACAGACUUAGCCGGCGCCAGAAAAUAUGAAAAGAAUCCCUGCAGCCAGACUACAACGUUGAGUAAGACCGAAGAUCUAUACUUAUGUUAUAACAAGACCAGCUUCUCUUCAACAGUAUGGAUCCCGCUAAACUCGUUUCAUAUCGGAGGUUAUCGAGGUGACGAGUGGAGUGGAUACGAAUGGUAUCUGUCAAGUAACGACUGGAACCAGAACUGGGAUACCGUAUUCACCUACACUGGCAACGACUGGACGCCCUAUGGGACAGACUCCUUAGACCAGUCAGCAAAAAAUUGGUCUAGAACCAUGAAUAUGACCAGAACAUCAACUCAUCUUGUACUGAAUUUCCACACGGAGAGAUUCCCACUAGCAGCAACCCCAAAGAAUGUGGCAUAUCAUAAAACCAUGCAGUGCUGUGACGAGGACAAAUCUCCAUGCUAUCAUCUAACACUGUUUGUAUACAGAGAACACGCAUCUGAUCCACAUACCUACUUGUCAAUAUGCAGCAACAUCACAAAUACCGGAACCAAUACCUUAACAAAAGAAACCAAGGAUAUCCCUGCGUUAACAGUGGGACCCCACACAUAUAAGACGAAGGUGGCGAUUGUGGGGCCCGAAUUGGAAGCAGACGACUGGUUCAAAAUAACCACAGGCAUUUCUGGACAUUCAAACAACUGGCUUCUGUUGGCAGAACAGGCAGCCCAGGAUGCAAAUGAUGACUGUGUGGUCUGCCUGGGACCCCGCCCAACGCUGAGGAUAGUACCAGCGCCAGUAGAAGACCAUUGUUUAAUUGCAGUAAUGAACUGGACUAACAUACCUGAACCUAACUGCACAAAAUGGGACCGAACCUUCCCAAUCACUGGACAGGAAAAGAAGAAACCUAUUUUCAACAAUAAGGUGACGUCAGCAAACCACACCUGCAUUAACAUGACUGGCUCAGGAGAGCGAAUUGGACGACUGAAUUCAUCAAACUGCCUGACCAUAACAAAGACAUGACUGUAAAAAGUUAUGGGAUCUCUUUGAGAAGGCCUAUGUGAACAAGGAUCCAUGUAAAGUUCCAGUGGAAGCAUAUAAUCCCCUGAUUGCUGCAGCCCCCUUCAAACCUCAGUGCAA
Oreochromis niloticus (Nile tilapia) is the source of this 1421-nucleotide messenger RNA. Its product is annotated as ADP-ribosyl cyclase/cyclic ADP-ribose hydrolase 1. Gene Ontology annotation, cellular component: plasma membrane. The coding region runs from base 24 to 1304 and encodes 426 amino acids. The transcript has 2 exons. Gene Ontology annotation, biological process: positive regulation of B cell proliferation. The record is from RefSeq and is a predicted model, not a curated record. Gene Ontology annotation, molecular function: phosphorus-oxygen lyase activity; NAD+ nucleosidase activity, cyclic ADP-ribose generating. NCBI's taxonomy places the organism in Eukaryota, Metazoa, Chordata, Actinopteri, Cichliformes, Cichlidae.